UCCACCAUUGGUCACACUGGCGCGAUCAAAAUUUAAAAUACAAGACGCUAGCCAGGAACAAAAUAUUAUAACAUAAUUGAAACAAGAUGGAGGGCGAAAAACUAAGCGCAGUGCGCAUUGCAGUCCGCGAGGCGCCUUUUCGCCAAUUUCUUGGGCGUCGGGAGCCCAGCAUCGUGGAAUUCCCGCCAUGGGGCGACGGCAAGUCCCUAGUGGUGGAGCAGAAUGAGUUCCACUUCGACCACGCCUUUCCCUCGACCGUCGGCCAGGACGAGAUGUACCAGACCCUGAUCCUGCCGCUGGUGGAGAAGUUCCUUCAGGGAUACCAGUGCACGGCACUGGCCUACGGACAGACGGGUACAGGCAAGAGCUACUCCAUGGGAAUGGCGUCGCCCGAUAAGAAGCCCGAGCAUCUUGGCGUUCUGCCACGCUGUCUGGGAGACAUCCUAGAUCACGUGUCCGCCAAGCAGGAGAACCAAGAGGACACCACCCAAGUGUAUGCCUCCUUUAUCGAAAUCUACAACGAGAAGGCCUACGAUCUCCUGGGCUCCCAGCCACAUGUACCCACGGUGGCUUCUCGUUGCCAGAGCUGCACAUGCCUUCCAUUAAGCAGCCAGAAGGAUCUGCAAACCCUAUUGCAAUUGGGCACAAGGAAUCGGCGCGUUCGGCCUACUAACCUAAACGCCUCCAGUUCCAGGUCACACGCGGUUGUGACGAUCCAUGCCAGGAAUAGCACUUUUCAUUCCAGGAUGAACGUUGUGGAUCUGGCCGGAUCGGAGGGCGUAAGGCGUACCGGGAACGAGGGCGUGGCCAGGCAGGAGGGCGUCAACAUCAAUUUGGGGCUGCUCAGCAUCAACAAGGUGGUGAUGUCCAUGGCGGCGGGCCACUCAGUGAUUCCAUACCGCGACAGUGUCCUCACCACUGUCCUGCAAGAAUCGCUAACAGCCCAGUCGUUUCUUACCUUCCUGGCCUGCAUCAGUCCCCAUCGAUGUGAUCUGAGCGAGACCUUGUCGACCCUGCGCUUCGGAACCAGCGCCAAGAAGUUACGCCUGGCUCCGAUGCAAGUGGCACGCCAGAAGCAAUCGUUGGCUGCACGGACGCCACACACCUUCCGCCAAGUUCUGAGUAGCUCGACUGCCAUCAAACGUCCCGGCGCCAAUCAGAACAGCCAUUCUGUUUCCAAUAUGCAUAUUGAAUCAGCUAAGCCGCUAGCCAACAUACUUCAACGCACUCGUUCGGAACUGGGCAUGACCCCCAAAGCGAAGAAAAGGGCGCGGGAGUUAUUGCAGCUGGAGGACACGACGUUGGAGCCGUCGACCAUUGUCAUGUCGGACACUCUUGUGGGUUUCAAUGGCGAGAUCAACGGGGACCAGCAACUGAUGCCCCCACCUGAAAUGGAGUAUAGACAAGCUAGUAGCCAGGACUUUACCCCAGUGUGCAAUUCCAAACAGGAUGAACCGGAGAAGUCAUCUACGAUCCACCAGUCGGUCAUUUCCCCCACAGUACGUUGCCAGCUUUUCAACACCAGUAUCAGUUCCAUUAGCCUGGGGGCAUCCAGAAUACAGCAGGAUAUCAGCGGCAUACAGCCAAUAGAGGAGAUCUUAGAGCAGCGUCCACAGCCACCGUGCCCCCUGCGUCGCUCUGUGCGUCUGGCGAGCACAUUAAGACAGGAAACCUCCGACGCUAUUCCAAAUAUAACCAAUUUGCGGCGCAGCAGGCGACUGGCAGAAAUCCGGGAACAUGUCGCUUCUGUUGUCGUUAAUACGAAGAGCGAACCCACGGUCAUCGCUGUGAACCCGCGAGCUGUAGUUCGCCCCCAACAAAACACCAGGCAGAGGGAAACAGCCCAUUCGAGGAAGUUAAACCCUUCAGCCGAUGAAUGGCUGGCAAAUCAUCACAAAUAUUUCCUCGACUUGCUUAACAGCGGCAACCUCAAAGAGCUGCAGAAAAUGCCCGGGAUCGGUCCAAAGACAGCCUUUUCUUUGACCUUACACAGAUCCCACCUUGGCUGCUUCCAAGAUCUGGACCAAGUAAAAGGCCUGCCCAUUUGGCGCGGAACGAGUUGGGAUAGGUUCAGCCAAGCAAACUGCCUGCAUAUUUAAUUACAAUUACUUUCAAACCUAGAAUUUUGUUAUAUUUUACGUGUAAUAUUCUUGUCAAAUUAUGUGUAUGUUCUUUUAUGUGUAAUAUUCUUGUCAAAUUUGAUUUAUUUAUUUUUGUUUCUGACGUACCAAAAUAUUAUUUCUUAGUUGAUAUAAAAUCUGUUUAAAUUAUAAAAGUCCAUCACUAAAGGUAAAAUUAUAAGGGAGCAGGAUUUCCUAACAUAGAAAUAUAAUAUAAGUUUAUGUUAAGUGUAAAAUUUCUGUUUUAAUUGUUUGUGUUUAUAUUCGAUGACAACUAGCUUAGAUCUUAAAAUAGCUCUAUGUAAACCAUUUUCUAAAGCAAAUAUACAUAUGUAUUUUGAGUUAA
Drosophila rhopaloa is the source of this 2466-nucleotide messenger RNA. RefSeq names its product kinesin-like protein Nod (gene nod). The record is from RefSeq and is a predicted model, not a curated record. Gene Ontology annotation, molecular function: microtubule motor activity; ATP binding; microtubule binding. The transcript is spliced from 7 exons. Lineage: Eukaryota; Metazoa; Arthropoda; Insecta; Diptera; Drosophilidae. Gene Ontology annotation, biological process: microtubule-based movement; mitotic spindle organization. The coding region runs from base 87 to 2099 and encodes 670 amino acids.